This is a messenger RNA of Saccharomyces paradoxus, 1476 nucleotides long. It is a transcript of the gene GNT1, whose product is annotated as glucose N-acetyltransferase. The record is from RefSeq and is a predicted model, not a curated record. Gene Ontology annotation, molecular function: glycosyltransferase activity. The coding region runs from base 1 to 1476 and encodes 491 amino acids. The transcript has a single exon. NCBI's taxonomy places the organism in Eukaryota, Fungi, Ascomycota, Saccharomycetes, Saccharomycetales, Saccharomycetaceae.
AUGAGGUUGGUGUCCAAAAGAAGAAUCAGAUUUGUUGUAUUUAUUUUGUUCGGUGUCCUCACUGUAUUUAUAAUAUCAAGGUGUAUCGUUCAUUUUCAAUACAAUGAAGAAAUAAAGUACUAUAAGAAGUAUUUCCAGCAGAGAAAAGAUGGGCUUCACGAAAUUUACAACCCAUUAGAGAUUAAGCAGAUACCUGAGAAAACGAUAGAUGAGUUAUAUGCCACCCGUUUAGAUAAAGAGUUGAAGAAUAAUGAAGUUAUUGAGUGGUCGAAGUUUGCAUACGUGAAUUAUGUUACGAACGCGGAUUAUCUGUGCAAUACGCUGAUCAUCUUCAAUAAUCUAAAACAGGAGUUUGGAACAAAGGCCAAAUUAGUUCUUUUGAUAUCUAAAGAUCUGUUAGACUCAAACACUUCUUCAAACGUAGAUUAUAUUAAGUUGCUUCUUGACAAAAUUCAAGCUAUAGAUGAGAGCCAGGUCGUUAUUAAGUUCAUAGACAAUAUUGUGAAGCCAAAGGAUACUACGCCUUGGAAUGAAAGUUUAACGAAAUUACUGGUAUUUAACCAAACAGAAUUUAAUCGUGUGAUUUAUCUUGAUAACGAUGCGAUUUUAAGAUCAAAUUUAGACGAAUUAUUCUUUCUACCCGAUUAUAUCAGAUUUGCAGCCCCGUUAACGUAUUGGUUUUUGUCUAACAGUGAUUUGGAAAAGUCGUACCAUGAAACGCAACACCGUGAAAAGCAACCUAUCAAUCUUGGGUCGUACACAAAAGUGCUAACUAGAAGGAUUGCAAAAGGUCAGAUGAUUUACAACCACUUACCAAGUUUGCCACAUUCGUUGUACUUGGAUUCGAAUAACAUAGCCCAAGAUAUUAUAAGUUCUACAUCAUCUUUAUCGCCGUUAUUCGAUUUCCAAAGUAGUAAAAAGGUUGGAAAAUUAAAAUUUGCUUCUAAUUUAAUGGUUAUUAGUCCUUCAAAGGAGGUAUUUGAUGAAAUUGUCGGCGUUACGCUGCCUAAAAUUUUAAACAAGAAGGAAAAAUACGAUAUGGAUUUGAUCAAUGAAGAAAUGUACAAUUUAAAGAAGAUUAUUUAUGAACAGUUUAUUUUCUUCAGGAAAGUUAGGAAACUUUUCAAGCCGGAGGUGUUGGUUUUGCCGUUUGCAAGGUACGGCUUACUGACGGGGUCGUUGAGAAACCCCCAGCACUAUUCUAUGAUCUAUAAUGACGUUUUGGGCUAUAAGACACUGGACAAAAAUGGUGACGAUAUUCCGGCAGGAUUAAACGGCACUGUUGCAUACUCCAAGUACAUACAUUUUUCAGAUUAUCCAUUAGCCAAGCCUUGGAAUUAUCCAUCAAUGAAGGAGUUUGAAUGUACCGUCAAGGAAGAAAAGGCUAAGGAUCCAGAGCUAGAACACCAAGCUUGUGAUCUCUGGAACUCGGUGUACGCAUCCUACAUACAAUCCAGGGAAAUCUGCUUCGUUUAA